AGAGUACUUCUCCCGAUCUCCCCUUUCUCCACGAUCCAAAUGACCGAUACCAAGGAUAACCCUUUGUUUUCCUUAACGUCGACGGGAAUCUCUUCAUUUUCGCCACCAACCGGUCCAUCUUGUUCGACUACACUAAAGGCGCAGUCGUGAAGAACUACCCCGAUAUUCCGACCGGGCCCCGGUCUUACCCGUCCACAGGCUCCGCGGUUCUUCUCCCGAUAAAGAACGCGUCGUCAGCUCCGGCUGCUAGUAUCGCCGUUGAGGUCUUGGUCUGCGGCGGGGCACAGAGAGACGCAUAUCUCAAAUCUGGAAAUGUUUCUUUACUGCGGGCGGAUCAAGAUAACCGACCAGGACCCGAAAUGGGAAAUGGAAAAGAUGCCCAUGGCCCGAUUGAUGGGUGACAUGGUCAUCUUACCAAACGGAGAAAUCCUCAUCAUCAACGGGGCGGCGUCUGGGUAUGCGUUAUGGAACAUGAGGGGAGACCCGGUUAAGACACCGGUUCUUUACCAACCCGACAAGCCGGCAGGUUCCCGGUUCCUUUCACAAGAACCGAGCACCAUACCGAGAUCGUACCCAUCGACGGCGAUUUUGGUUCGAGAUGGUCGCGUUCUCGUUGGCGGCAGCAACCCCCACAUGUACAACACCUCCAGAGACGACGAUGGUUUGCCAAAGGAGUUGAGGUUAGAGGCGUUCUCGCCCUCGUAUUUAACAGAUCCGUCCUCGGCGAGCAAACGCCCGAGCAUUGUAACCCCCGCUUCACAAGCAAGGUUCCGAUACGGAGACACAUUCCCCGUUCUAUUCCACGCCGCGGGGGAAGUUGACCACGAUCAGAUCGCCGUGACAAUGGUUGCGCCACCGUUUAAUACGCAUUCGUUUUCUAUGAACCAACGCCACAUGUAUCUUGACCAUGUGAUUAGUACACCUCCAGCACACCUCAUACCACCAAAGAGAGGUAAAGGCGCCGUCGUCGCCGAGCGUAGCACCGCCGGGAUACUACCUCUUCUUUGUGGUUCAUCAGAAUGUACCUAGCCAAGGUACGUGAUUUCUUCUAAUUUUGUCCAUUGUAUUUUUGUAAUAACCUUUCAAGGCUUUU
Messenger RNA from Cuscuta campestris, 1093 nucleotides. Lineage: Eukaryota; Viridiplantae; Streptophyta; Magnoliopsida; Solanales; Convolvulaceae. The record is from the annotation of a GenBank genome assembly.